Molecule: messenger RNA, 2126 nt
Organism: Onychostoma macrolepis
Lineage: Eukaryota; Metazoa; Chordata; Actinopteri; Cypriniformes; Cyprinidae
Product: butyrophilin-like protein 8
Exons: 7
Coding region: 104-1276 (390 amino acids)
Molecular function (GO): protein binding
Source: RefSeq, a predicted model, not a curated record
GUAAAACAGGACAUUCAGGAGUGCGUUUAGAUUCUCACUGAUUUUCAUCUAUUUUAUAAUUUAUAUUUGAAUAUACUUGAUAUCAGCGAUCUUUGUCUCCGGCAUGUUGUCGAUUAUUAUCAUCGCUUUACUGCUGAAUCUCCUCGUAGAGACCUCUGAGUCGUUCACUGUAGUGGUUCCUGCUGAUCCUGUAGAGGCUCAUGUGGGAUCCUCAGUGAUUCUGCCCUGCUGGAUCUCUCCUCCUGAGACCGCUGAAGCUCUGGAGAUCCGCUGGUACCGUCACGACUUCAACAACCCUGUUCUGCUCUAUAAUCACGGGAAGAUCCAGGACAUCCAGGAGUGUUUCAGGAACCGAACCUCUUUGUCUCUGCGGUCAGAUCAGUCUGGUGGACUGAAGGAUGGAGACGUCUCUCUACGGCUGGAGAAACUCACAUUUCAGGAUGAAGGUCCAUUUCACUGUUAUGCGAGUGGAGAAAGUUCAUAUGGCAGCAAAGUAGUAGAUCUCAAAAUCACUGAGAGGAGUUCUGUCUCAGAUCCAGCGGAUCCAUCAGGUCCAUGGAAGGCUCUUUUCUUCACCCUCCUCAUCUUCACUCUUCUGGGGUUGGUUGGGUUGAUCCUCUACAGAUACAGACACAAACUAACAGGGAAGAAACAACCUUUAGCAAUUGUGGGAGAUGCAAUUAUAGAAGAACUGAGGAAACAUGCAGUUGAGAUCAGUAUUGACCGUGAGCGUUCACAUCCAGAUCUGACGGUUUCUAAGGACUGUAAAAUCGUGAGGGACGGUCCAGAAUAUAAUCACACUGGAGAGGGAUUUCCAUAUGAAUUAUGUGCAUUUGGAGCCCAGAGAUUCACUUCUGGUCGUCACUAUUGGGAGGUGGAUCUGACACGAGACAAUACACCUCCCAAACACUACUGGUUAAUUGGUGUGGUGAAAGAGGGAAGUUUUACUUCAAAACACAGAUCUGCUGUAACUCCAUCAGCUGGUUUCUGGUUCUUGUGUUCAGACGGUCCUCAUGGCUUUCACACCAACACUGACCAAUCAAUUAUACUCUCACUGACCCCGAGACCUGAGCGACUGGGAGUUCUGUUAGAUUAUGAUGACGGUCAGCUGUCAUUUUACAACGUCACAGAGAGAAAACAUCUCCUGACCAUCAGCAGCAGAUUCUCUGGAUCAGUCGUUCCUCUGUUCAAUCCUGGUGUGGGUGAUCCAAGUGAGCUUGAAAUCCUGGAUUGUCCAAUAUUUGUAGAGUCAAGUAAACUUUUACUGAUUAACUAGCAGCUCAGUCACCUGACUGACCAUUGCAGUGUGUUUAAACUGGACAUAAAGAAGACAAAAACACUAACCUUCAGCCAAUCUCAAGAUCAGAGGUUUGACUCCCAGUAUACUUACAUGACGUAUUUCUGAUAUUUGGUCAAAGUGUUCAAGUGGUUGUAAAGAACUCAAGUGUGUGUAGAACAGAGAUGGACAGCUCAGUGCUGGAGGUUCACUGUCCUGCAGAGUUCAGCUCCAAACCCAAUGAAGCACACCUGAAGUAUCUAACUGAAGUGUUCAGGAUUACAAGAAAAUUUUUCCUGAUCAUAUAUUUAUGGGUCAUUCUUAUGUACAUGUAGGAAAACCGGGUACAGUAUUUCUUACCCAACACUGUGCAUUUACUUUUCACACUAAACAGUGGAAUAAUUUAACGGUAUAAAUGUGAAUGUAUGAAAUGGUGAACGUUCAGCUUCUGUCUACAGAGAUGAUGAGGUGAAUUGUUUUACAGUCUUCAGCAUAUAAUAAAGGGUCUUUCUCAAGCACUGAACUCUUUUCCAUAAUGGGGACUGGGACUGUUUUAAUAUCAUAUAUGAUAUAAAGCACCAGUAAAGCAUUCUAACAGUAUUCUAAAUGACCUUUAUUCUAAGUGUUCUGAAGUCAUAUGAUAGUUAUGUGAGCUGAACAAAAUCCAAGCUGACACAACAGACCAGCUUCUCAAUAUAGACUCCAAACACAAGAGCAGACGUGACGGCGUGUGAGAUACCUGUCCACAGACGCUGCUCAGAAGGCAGGUGUUCACCUUCUUCGAGGCGUCUUCAUUUGAUUUCUUACUCCUUCUUGGUCAUCUUGCGGAGGACUGAUUCUGAUAAAAGAA